This is a messenger RNA of Pleuronectes platessa (European plaice), 2294 nucleotides long. It is a transcript of the gene skap1, whose product is annotated as src kinase associated phosphoprotein 1. The record is from RefSeq and is a predicted model, not a curated record. NCBI's taxonomy places the organism in Eukaryota, Metazoa, Chordata, Actinopteri, Pleuronectiformes, Pleuronectidae. Gene Ontology annotation, cellular component: cytoplasm; plasma membrane. Gene Ontology annotation, molecular function: protein binding. Bases 224 to 1315 code for a protein of 363 amino acids. The transcript has 12 exons.
ACCCCGUUUUGUGCAAAUCGAGGUGCUUGCACGGAAGUCAUGUUUCAGAGCCAGAAGACACAGGUGGCUUGAUGCUGUGAUAGUGAGCGUGGAUGUGUGCGUGCCAGGACUCUGCUUCUGCUGCUGGAGCUGUGACAUUAUGAUAGAGACCGGGUUUGCAUAGGCACAGUCCGAAAAGUCAGCAGAACAAAGUGACUUGAGUUGGACAGGUGAAAGUCGGGGGAUGGGGACAUUACCGGUGGAUGUUAAGAGACUUUUGAACGACUGUGAACUGUUUAUAUCAGAGAUCCUUCAAAAUGAGGAGCUCGGUGAAACCGCCCAGGAGGCGCGGAAAGUGUUGCUGAACAACUUUACAGUCGUCCAUGUCAGAAACCUUCAGGAAUUCCCCUUCCCAUCGGACGUCAGGGAGGACGAGGGUUCUGAUGACAACCGCAGCUCCAGCCUGGGUCGCUCUCUCCCGUCAGACGACGCCUCGGACUUCCAGGACGACGCCGGCCCUGACAACUUCAGUGACAUCCCUCCUGUGGCGGCUCAGGACCUCAACAACAUCUUGAAACAAGGCUACAUGGAGAAGAAACGAAGAGAUCACAGCUUCUUUGGCUCCGAGUGGCAGAAGAGGUGGUGCGUCCUGAACAACUCAAUAUUCUACUACUUUCGCGGUGAAAAAGACAAACAGCAGAACGGCUCCUUCUACAUCAACGGGUACAGUGUGCAGCUGGUGACCAACCUGAGGAAAGACUCCAAGAGAAACGCCUGCUUCGAACUCGUGGGCCCUGGACGACGAGCUUUUCAGUUCACCGCCAGCAGCCCCCAGGAGGCCAGGGAGUGGGUCGACCAGAUCAAAUUUGUCCUUACAGAUCUCAGCUCCAACUUCAUCCCCUUUGACGACGAGGAGGAGGAGGAGGAGGAGGAAGAGCCCUAUGAUGACAUUGAUGGGGUGACCCUCCCUCCCCCGCCGGGGCCCGGUGCUGCCCACGCCUCUCGGAGCGCCGCGCUGGGCGCAGGGCGGGAGACGGGGGAGGUUGAUGAAGAGGACGAGGACAUCUACGAGGUGCUGCCAGAAGAGGAGUUUCUGGAUCCAGAUGAGAGCAGCGACAACCUCGGCAAAAAAGCUUGGUCAUCAGAUUACGCUAACUACUACCAGUGUCUGUGGGACUGCCAGGCCGACGAGCCCGACGAGCUGGGCUUCGAGAGAGGAGACCUCAUCUACGUGGUUAGCAAGGAGUACAACAUUCACGGCUGGUGGGUCGGCGAGCUGAACGGCGCCCUGGGAAUCGUCCCCAAGGACUUCCUGCACCCCGCCUACAUCCUGUGAGCUGCCCCAGGUACGAGCUUCCCUCUUAUCAUCAGCGUUAUGGACCAUUACUGGGGCCUGAUGCACAGGAGCUGUCCCCUGGUGCUCGUCCAGAUUGCCAUUGAGGUACAUUCAGUCGUUGACCUGCCGUUUAUGGCAUCUGCUGGCGGGAGGAGGUACUGCACAGAGCAAUCUGAAUAUGAGCAGCAGGAGCACGACUACAGUGUCAGACGUGGUAUUUAAGAACAUUACUCCCUGAUACUGUGAGAAAGGCGCAUCUUAAAAUGAAUUCUGAAUUAUUGAUGCAUCUGAUAAGUGUGUUUUUCUUUUGUUUGUGUUUUUACUACAGAGAUGCUGCUGACAGGCCUCUCGGAUCAUCUCAUGAAAGUUCAAUAUUCUCUCUGAUACAGACUGUAAAUUAUUAUUCUCUCUCAUACAAAUUAAAAUCUCUUUGUCAAUCUGCUGCGGUUUGGGUCAUUUCUUUCAGAGCUCAAACCUAAGUGAAAAGAUCCUUCGUGCCAAAUGAGGGAAGAAGCAGUUAAUUCAUCCGUUUGUCAAUAAAUACUAAUAAUUUUAGUUAUUAAGAAAAAUGAUAAAAUAUGUUUUUGUUCCAGCUUCUCAAAUUUGAAGUGUAAUUAUUAUAAAUGAUAAAUAUUUGGCUUCUAGACUUAAACAAAUUAUGGGGAAAAGGAGAAUUUCCAGAUUAUUUCCUUGUAUUUUAUAAACUAAACUUUACCCAUUUAUUAGAGAAUAAUUUGACAAUAAAAACAAAUAAUUUAGCAGCAGCCCCCAGUUAUGAACUGAAUGAUUAUUUUUCGUCCGAUAUGAUUCUGACGUUUAUUGAUUCACUGGUUGAAAAUGUAGAUUGAGUGAAUUUAAUUUAUUUGUUUUUUCCAUCACUGAUAUUCAUUAAAUAAAAUCCACAUUUGUUUUGUGUGAUGUGAAUUAUUUUUAAACUAAAUACUGUAUGAGAAAUAAAAGAAAUCUCAGAUGUCAAGUA